AUGCCGCGGCAGAAGGCGACUCCCAGCAAACAUGCAAAUGAGAGUAGUGCAGCGCGAGAAACGAUUAAUAAAGAAGCGGCGGAAAGUGCCAAGUUUCCGCUGGCGCUGGAUUUGAAAAAGGUUGAGCGGGAAAGAGAAGAGGACGAAGAAAGCGGAAUCACUUCCGGCUCGUCCGGGCCGAGGUCGAUUUCCGGAACGAUGACUCCGACCACAAUCGACGGCGGCGACGAUGAAGACGACUUCGACCAAUCGGACCAGUCGCUCGGCCUUUCUCCGAAUCCGAACUUCAGCUUCGAGCCCAAAGUGGCCCAAUGGCUAACGGAGCGUUUCGUAAUCUCGAAAGGCGCCUGCUCCACCGUCCAGGACAUCAUAAACCAGUAUCGAUCGGAAUUUCCCAAGGAUUUCCUGUUCGCGCCGCUGCAGAGCUACCAAGUGGGCAGUCUAAUUAGGCGAUAUUUUCCAACAAUUGGGCGGACGAAAAUCUCGGUGGCGGGCCGGCGCGUUUGGGUUUACAAAGAUCUCGGGCAGCGUGCCAGCAGCGCUGCUGAUAACCCAGCACCAGCGACUCCAAUCGUUGAGCAAGCACAAGCAGUACAGAAACAGGCAGCUACAGACACCUGGAGCAGCAGCGGAAGUAAUUACCGAAAGGCGAAAAUGAUGGCGGAGAGCGGCUUGCCAACGAUGCUGAGCUACAUGGACCAAGUUCAAGACGAGGCAAUGCCGAAACGGCCAAAUUCUUCAAACGAUUACGACAACUACGCGCAUGUCUCCGCAGUCACUUUGCAAGCGAAAAGACGAAAAACGAUGGGCGUCAAUUCGCACACGAUCGACAACAACGUCGUCACUUGGAUAAAAAACAACUACGAGCCCGCGGAAGGCGCCUAUGUCAAAGCCCUUGAAAUGCUGGCCCAUUACAACACCAACCAUCCUCGCAAGCCGCUUCAAAAUCUCUCUCAAGUCGGACGGCUUCUCCGCAGCUCGAUAACGCAAGAGUGUAAACACCUUCGCCGCUAUUUUAAAGACUCCGGCGGAAAGCGGGAAUGGGUCUACACAAACAUUCAAGUGAAAGAAGACUGCCUCGAGAACUUCGAAGCCGCCGUCCGCGGGGACUGGUACGCGACCAGGCGAAAGUCGCCGGAUCGAGAAGGAAGCUUCGAGGAAAGCAAUUACUCCUCGCUUUCUGGAAGUAGCAAUUCUCAAUCGCUCGUCACAGCGAGUGACGUAGCCUCAGAGUCUCAAUCCGUCGUUGUUCAAGCGGAGAGCCAAAGUCCGAAAAUCGAGGCGACAGAGGACGACGCCUCUGCAGUCAAGGAAAGCAACUCGAGCAGCGAGUUCCUCCAGGGCGGACAGCAGCGAGCAGAGCAGCAGGGAGAGAACGAGCCAGCGGAAGGCGAUUUCGAACGGAACACCGGCAGCGUCAACGGAGAUAGCAGCGGCGAUCAAAGAGAGAUUAACCCGCGCUCUGCAUUUGAGAGAAUGCCGCCGAACCAGGGCGGCCUCUCCCGAAACUUGGAAAUUCUCAAGGAAACCCAAGCGGAAGGAUGGUUGCUAACGCACUGCUCGAAAAAGUACUGCGAGUGGAUCAAGCUAGUCGACGACUUCCUAAUCGACCAGCGACGAAUCGUCAUCGAGGUCCGAAUUCAGUCCGACUGGGACAUUACAGUCAACGCUAACGGGCGCAAAGUAUAUCCAGAUUCACUCCAGCUCACUCAUGUCGAGCAAAGCCCUGCCGCAGUUUCUGAGUUUCUGAAAACAGUGGCAGGAAUCAAUUUCUGCCGAGGUUUCCCGGCGCCGUAUUUCCGAAAACUGGAAAUUCAAGGCCACAUCGUUUCUUAUCCAGAAAUUUGGUCGAUUCGGUCGAAUCCGGACAACGAAGAGAUCCGACACCGGUCUGUCCACUGCAACUUGCUCCACCGCUCGGAAGGAGUCUUCUGCCAAGCUUGCUUCCACGGCUGCAGAAUGCACAUGCAAAGAAUCAAAACACCGCCCAUCGAAGACUAA
Molecule: messenger RNA, 2001 nt
Organism: Oikopleura dioica
Lineage: Eukaryota; Metazoa; Chordata; Appendicularia; Copelata; Oikopleuridae
Source: the annotation of a GenBank genome assembly